Messenger RNA from Limulus polyphemus (Atlantic horseshoe crab), 1200 nucleotides. RefSeq names its product beta-1,4-glucuronyltransferase 1-like. The transcript has 2 exons. Lineage: Eukaryota; Metazoa; Arthropoda; Merostomata; Xiphosura; Limulidae. The coding region runs from base 1 to 1185 and encodes 394 amino acids. The record is from RefSeq and is a predicted model, not a curated record.
AUGAACGAAGUAUCAAAGAUAAAUUACACUAUAAGUGACAAGACUUUGAACAAAGUAGUCAACAUAACCUGUUUUGGUAAAACUCACGACCUUUAUUGCGUAUUGGAAAACUCAUACAAGGCUGAAAAAACAGCUGGUUUUAACAGCACUGUGACAUUAACCACUCAGGCUACAUCUGGGUUCGAGUAUCACGUGGAACAACUUUGUCGUCGAUGGCAAGGUCCGAUAUCAGUCGCGCUUUAUGUUCCUGCAGAUGAUUUUCGACAAUCCCGAGAAAACAUUGAAUAUUUGCGAGAUUGUGGUCAUCGAUGUGUAAGACAUUGGGUGACGUGGCAUUUGUUUUAUGACCUGUUACACCCACCCACAACUACGUUGCUGGAAUCAACCAGAAUCUUAACAAACACGGCCUGGAAAACUAAUGGUUCAAGAACUGGGAGAAGUAAAUCUAAAUGCAAGUCUAAACCAUUAUUUAAUACUGAAUCGUACGUACGACGCAAAGUCCUUCCUUAUCCUAUUAAUGUAGCUCGAAACAUUGCAAGGAUGGCUGCCAAAACGCAUUACGUCUUUGCAUCAGAUAUCGAACUAUAUCCGAGUGAGAAUAUAAUCCCUCGAUUCAUUCGCCUUAUUGAUGACUUGAAAAAUAAAACGCCAAAUUUCUCAACAAAGCGCCAAGUAUUUGUUUUGCCUGUUUUUGAGGUACAACUUGGUACAGAACCACCAACGAAGAAACCAGAUUUAAAACUACUUAUGGAAAAAAAAGUUGCCAUUCCUUUUCACUACUACUUUUGCAGGAUGUGUCACAUGAUUCCUAAGCUAUCCCAAUGGUUAGAAAUCCAAGGAUCGCCAGUUAAACUAAAUAUUUUCCUUAGCACAAAACGAAGAAGAAUCGGGAAAUACUCUGGGUGGGAACCAUUUUUCAUUGGGACCAAUAAGGAUCCGCUUUUUGAAGAGAGGAUGUCAUGGAACGGAAAAUAUAAUAAAAUGCAAGUGGCUUUAGAGCUGUGUUUCCAAAACUACGACCUCCAUGUUCUCGACGACGCUUUCCUAGUCCAUGCACCCGGAAUCAAGAGGAUCGAUGUUGACCGGAAGAAGUUAAGAUUGCCUUUUGUUGGCAAGAAUUUCAAUAUCUUUAAACAAAUCAUGGGUGAGUUACAACAAAAAUAUCCGGAUAGAAUAAACUGCUGAAGAAAAAACAUUAUU